UGCCAAGGGAGGAGGAAGAUGGCGGCGGGGGCGAGGUGAGGUGUUGGCAGUGGAAAGGGGUUCGGGCUCGGGGGGCGGGGGGACGCGGAGCGAUGGCCCGCGCCGGCCGCAGGGGCGGAUAAAAAGCCGUCGCGCCGCGGGAGUGGGCGGGAGGGAGAGGGGGUGUCCGAGGGCCACAAGAGUAUGACGGGGCUGUACGAGCUGGUGUGGCGGGUGCUGCACGCGCUGCUCUGUCUGCACCGCACGCUCACCUCCUGGCUCCGCGUUCGGUUCGGCACCUGGAACUGGAUCUGGCGGCGCUGCUGCCGCGCCGCCUCUGCCGCGGUCCUAGCGCCGCUCGGCUUCACGCUCCGCAAGCCCCCGGCAGUCGGCAGGAACCGCCGUCACCACCGGCACCCGCGCGGGGGGUCGUGCCUGGCAGCCGCACACCACCGGAUGCGCUGGCGCGCGGACGGUCGUUCCUUGGAGAAGCUGCCUGUGCAUAUGGGCCUGGUGAUCACCGAGGUGGAGCGGGAACCCAGCUUCUCGGACAUCGCGAGCCUAGUGGUGUGGUGUAUGGCCGUGGGCAUCUCCUACAUUAGCGUCUACGACCACCAAGAAUACUCACCAGAAUUUGCAAAUAGUAAUGACAAAGAUGAUCAAGGUAUUUUCAAAAGAAAUAAUUCCAGAUUGAUGGAUGAAAUUUUAAAACAACAGCAAGAACUUCUGGGCCUAGAUUGUUCAAAAUACUCACCAGAAUUUGCAAAUAGUAAUGACAAAGAUGAUCAAGUUUCAAAUUGCCAUUUGGCAGUGAAGGUGCUGUCUCUGGAAGAUGGAAAAGCAGAUAUUGUAAGAGCUGCUCAGGACUUUUGCCAGUUAGUAGCCCAGAAGCAAAAGAGACCCACAGAUUUGGAUGUAGAUACGUUAGGCAGUUUACUUAGUUCAAAUGGUUGUCCUGAUCCUGAUUUAGUAUUGAAGUUCGGUCCUGUGGACAGCACAUUAGGCUUUCUUCCCUGGCACAUCAGAUUGACUGAGAUUGUCUCUUUGCCUUCCCACCUAAACAUCAGUUAUGAGGACUUUUUCUCUGCCCUUCGUCAAUAUGCAGCCUGUGAACAGCGUCUGGGAAAGUAGUGGUCAUUGGUUGCAUAAUUUGAUUUGAGGCUUGUGGAGGAAAGGACCCAAGUGACUCUGAUGUUUACAAAGCACCUAUGAAACCCUGUACACACCUAGUUCAUAAUCCUCAUAAUUUAUCAACAAACACAAAAAAAGUCUUACUUGAGAGUGAGUGUGUGUGUGCGUGUGCACGUGCACACAUGUGCACGUUUGUAUGUAUGGAAAUAAACUUAUAAAUGGGGACGUAUUGGAGAAGGAAAUACAUAGACCUACAACUUUGAGCAAAUAGCAGUGAUGUUUUAGGAACUGAAAUGUCACACUUAAAGUCUUCAGCCCAGCUACUUCCCUAUUUUUGUGGGGAGAAGAGGGCCUGAUUAGAACUGUUCUGGUUGUGUUUGGCGGGAGGGGAAUAAUUUUUGUUCAGUCCUUCUUAGUGACCAAACUUUAAUUUUUAAGAAUAAUAUAUUGACUUACUGAACUGAAGCAUUCUGAGUUGAAAGGAGCUCCAGAGGAGUGGAGUUCUGUGUUGCUCACAUGUUAAAAUCUUGCUCACCUUCAGAGCAGAGGGAAUACCUAUCUUCAGAUAUCCGUCCAUUUUCAUCUCUUAAUUGUAGUCAAAAGUAUGACUUGAGAGUGUUGCUCUGGUAUUCUGGGUUCUGAAGUCUGGUAUUCUGGUAUUCUGGGUUCAAAAGUAUGACUUGAGAGUGUUGCUCUGAUAUUCUGAGAGUUGCUCUGUAUUCUGGGUUCUGAAGAUUAUUUGAAAAAUAACUCCUACUACAUUGAAAUGCAGACUUUUAAAAAUUUAAACAUUGGAUUAGGCAGUCAAAAAAACCAAGCAAGCAUAAAAGGUCAAUAAGUUGUAAUCUUGAUAGUAAAGGUGGAAAACUUAUUAUAAAUGGAAAGAAAGUUUUGAUUUCCUUUUUUGUUUGAUGGGCAGUAUGCCAUAUUAUACCCAAAGUUCUUUUAAAAAAUAUUUCCAUCAACUAUUUUUAUUUAAAAUAAACAUUUGAGGGAAGUUACCAAGGCAGCUUUUUUCCUCAAAAGUAACCUGUUCCUCUUUGGAAUAGCACAUUUUAGGGGCAUGGUUAAUACCUGAGAUUUUUACUCAGUAAAUCCUGAUGGUUACUGUGUGUAAAAUAUCUUUAAGUAGGAUUGAAGGCCUCUGUGGGGGAAUAAAAUAUUACCAAAGUCUAUAAAAAUAAAUUUUACAUGUUCUCUUUUAUGACAGAGAGCAGCACUGGUUCUGUUAUUUUUAAAAUGAAUAAUUGAUUUCUUGAUAGGUGUUUAAUAUUUCUUCCCUCACUGCUGAUUCUUAGAUAGAAACCAUUCUUUAUAUUUGAUAGACUGUUUUCAGAAAACCCUUAUCAACAAGUGUACAAUACUUAUCUAAAACUAUACAUUUAGAAUGGAGUAGUUUAAUACUAGAUCUCAGAAGUUUUGAAAAAUAGCAAAGAAGACUGGAUUUGGAAAGCAUGGUCUACAAUUGGUUGUUAAAUUCUGAAGCUAUGAAGAAUAAAUGUUUCAACUUUGGAUUAUGAAACCCCAUUUAUGAUUUUUAAAAUACACUUGAAAUAAAAAUGAUUAAACUAAAAAAAAAAAAAAAAAAAGAAA
Messenger RNA from Pan troglodytes (chimpanzee), 2703 nucleotides. RefSeq names its product dehydrodolichyl diphosphate synthase complex subunit NUS1-like. Gene Ontology annotation, molecular function: ditrans,polycis-polyprenyl diphosphate synthase [(2E,6E)-farnesyl diphosphate specific] activity. Gene Ontology annotation, cellular component: dehydrodolichyl diphosphate synthase complex; endoplasmic reticulum membrane. Lineage: Eukaryota; Metazoa; Chordata; Mammalia; Primates; Hominidae. The coding region runs from base 184 to 1110 and encodes 308 amino acids. The record is from RefSeq and is a predicted model, not a curated record. The transcript has a single exon.